AUGUUAGAACCCCCACCAUACUCGCCCCACCCCGCGGGCUCAUCCGUAGUCACAGUAACUGAUGAUGAUACAUUGUCUCCCUCUACAGCCCCUCCCCCGGAAUAUCACACCGUCAUCCAGCAAGAUCGACCUUCUCCCGACGUUCAACCUACACCAGGUUACUUACAGGACAAUAACGAAGUUAUACACGUGGUUGCCACCUCUGAUGUCCUUCCUCCCUUACCGGAGUACCAGCGUGAAGCUGGAGCAGACUCGCCUCCUACCUACGAAUCCCUAUUCGGCCGUGUAAAAGCUGCCCAACAGUCAUCCACUUCCAACUUUGGACUGUGUAAGAGUCUGUGCCAAGUGUUUCUUAGUUCCGUCUUCUGUUUGGUACUUUUGGCUGUCUUAUCUGCUCUACCAGUGGCACAGAUCGUUAUCGGUGCGGUUUUUCUGGAUGACUGUCCUGUAGCUAAGUACAUACCCGUAUACUUAAUAGUAAUGGGUGUAGCGUGUCUCGUUAAAUUCCUGUCCAUCCUCUGUCAGAAUGUCCGUCAACGGAACAGCGAGAACGGGGCAGAACAGCAAAAAGCGCCAAGUGGAUUUGAUCAAAUAUUGAAUGUUUUUCUCCUGGUUUGGUUUAUACUUGGUAACCGGUGGGUAUAUGGAGCACAUUUCACAUCCAAUCCUGUCUCCACGAACUUUUGCCAUUCAACUGUAUAUUACUUCGCUUACUGGAGUAUAAACUCAUUCUACAUCUUAUGUGCCACAGCAUGUUUGCUUCUGUGUGUCAUGGCGUGUUUAUGUGGUGCAAACCAAAGACAAGCUUAACUCCUGUUUCACUGGACAUCAUAUAGGUGAAGUGACCGUCUAAUCUCUACAGAUAGACAAUAUACCUGUCUCACUGAAGAAUAGCCAA
This is a messenger RNA of Ylistrum balloti, 898 nucleotides long. Its product is annotated as transmembrane protein 272-like. Bases 1 to 810 code for a protein of 269 amino acids. The transcript has 7 exons. NCBI's taxonomy places the organism in Eukaryota, Metazoa, Mollusca, Bivalvia, Pectinida, Pectinidae. The record is from RefSeq and is a predicted model, not a curated record.